This is a messenger RNA of Dromaius novaehollandiae (emu), 1494 nucleotides long. It is a transcript of the gene GCDH, whose product is annotated as glutaryl-CoA dehydrogenase. Gene Ontology annotation, biological process: fatty-acyl-CoA biosynthetic process; fatty acid beta-oxidation using acyl-CoA dehydrogenase. Gene Ontology annotation, cellular component: mitochondrial inner membrane. The record is from RefSeq and is a predicted model, not a curated record. The transcript is spliced from 11 exons. Lineage: Eukaryota; Metazoa; Chordata; Aves; Casuariiformes; Dromaiidae. Gene Ontology annotation, molecular function: fatty-acyl-CoA binding; glutaryl-CoA dehydrogenase activity; flavin adenine dinucleotide binding. The coding region runs from base 80 to 1339 and encodes 419 amino acids.
CCGGGCCUCACACCCCCCCGUGACGUCACGGCCGCGGGCUGCUGGGGCCCCUUUGCCGCCGCCGAGCUCGCACGGCCCCAUGGCGCUGCGCCUCGCCGCCCCACUGCUGCGCCCGGCCCUGGGCGGCCUGCGCCGGCGGAGCACCGCCCCCCCCCGCGAGCCCUUCUCGUGGCGGGACCCGCUGCGCCUGGAGGAGCAGCUGACGCCCGAGGAGCGGCUGCUGCGCGACGCCUUCCGCAGCUACUGCCAGCAGCAGCUGCUGCCCCGCGUGCUGCGCGCCCACCGCCACGAAGUCUUCGACCGGGAGAUCCUGACCGAGAUGGGGCAGCUGGGGGUGCUGGGCCUCACCAUUAAGGGGUACGGCUGCGCGGGGGCCUCGGCCGUGUCCUACGGGCUGGUGGCGCGGGAGCUGGAGCGGGUGGACAGCAGCUACCGCUCGCUGCUGAGCGUCCAGUCCUCGCUGGUGAUGCACGCCCUGCACGCCUACGGCUCCGAGGCCCAGCGCCGCCGCUACCUGCCCCCCCUCGCGCGGGGGGAGCUGCUGGGCUGCUUCGGGCUGACGGAGCCGAACCGCGGGAGCGACGCGGGGGGGCUGGAGACGCGCGCCCGCUACGACGCCGCCGCCCGCACCUACCGCCUGCGCGGCACCAAGACCUGGAUCACCAACGCGCCGCUGGCCGAGCUCUUCGUGGUGUGGGCGGCCUGCGAGGACGGGCGGCUGCGGGGCUUCGUGCUGGAGCGCGGCGCCCGGGGCCUCAGCACCGCCGCCAUCGCCGGCAAGUUCGCCCUCCGCGCCUCCGCCACCGGCACCAUCCUGCUCGACGACGUGGAGGUGCCGCGCGACGCCCUGCUGCCCGGCGCCGUGGGGCUGGCGGGCCCCCUCGGCUGCCUCGACAGCGCCCGCUACGGCAUCGCCUGGGGCGCCCUGGGCGCCGCCGAGUUCUGCCUGGAGACGGCGCGGCAGUACGUCCUCGACAGGGAGCAGUUCGGGGGGCCGCUGGCCCGCAACCAGCUGGUGCAGAAGAAGCUGGCCGACAUGGCGACGGAGAUCGCGCUGGGGCUGCAGGCCUGCCUGCGCCUGGGCCGCCUCCGCGACGAGGGCAGGGCGGCGCCGGAGCUGGCGUCCAUGCUGAAGCGCAACUCGUGCGGCAAGGCGCUGGAGGUGGCGCGGCAGGCGCGCGACAUGCUGGGCGGCAACGGCAUCUGCGACGAGUACCACGUCAUCCGGCACCUCCUCAACCUGGAGGCCGUCAACACCUACGAGGGCACCCACGACAUCCACGCGCUGAUCCUGGGCAGAGCCAUCACCGGCAUCCAGGCCUUCUCCGCCGGGAAGUAGCGGCCGGCGGCGCGGGACGGUGGUGACGCUGCCGGGGUGGCACCGGUGUGCGGAGGCCCCGUUGAUUCGGGGGGGCGGAUGGAUCGGGGGGGGUUUGCCCCCCCCCCCGCGUGCGCGGACGCGAUCUGCUGGUGCCAAUAAAGGGUGGAAAAGGC